Molecule: messenger RNA, 2206 nt
Organism: Zea mays
Lineage: Eukaryota; Viridiplantae; Streptophyta; Magnoliopsida; Poales; Poaceae
Exons: 4
Coding region: 297-1784 (495 amino acids)
Source: RefSeq, a predicted model, not a curated record
CCGGAGAAAACCUAGGAGCAGGGGAGCCCAGCCAAAAGCACAAAGCCAUUGGCGACUGCGAUCGUCACUCGAAAGCGGCUCGCCGUGUGCCGUCCCCGGCGGCCCACUCCAAAGCCCCCCAAUCUUGUCGCUUUUUGCGCGCCGUCGCCCAUCUAUCGUGUCCGCCAUCCCAAUCGCCUCCGGCAAAAACCCUCCGUUUCCGCCGCGUCCCCCUCGCUGUCCCGGCUCACCGGACACCGGUCGAGUGUUGGUGCUCGCUCUCGCGGCUCCCCUCUUUCCUGAGCCUGGAAGGGCCGAUGCAGGCCGCGCCCGGGAGCGUCUCUUGGGCCGCCUCGCAGCCGUCCGUCCUCGGCCGGUGCGGCGGCGGUGCACCGUCCGCUUCACUCAAGUGGAGAGCUGGCGGCGUCGGAGGAGGGGAAUGCAGGGUCCGGGGCCGGGACGUCGUCGUGCCGCGCUCCUGCGCGCGCGCGCAGGAGAAGCGCCUGCCGCGGGUGCGGAAAUCCAAGGAGGAGAGGAGGGAGAUGGUGGAGUCCUUCAUCAAAAGCUACCGAGUUUCAAAUGAAGGAAAAUUCCCAUCAAUUAAUCUGACACAUAAGGAAGUUGGAGGAUCAUAUUAUAUAGUUCGUGAAAUCAUGAGGGAUAUCAUCCAAGAGAAUAGAGUCCUUGGUCCUGGUGGAUUGGAUGCUAUGACACUUAGUUUUGAAGAUUGCGCUGAUUCUUCAAAGUCAUCCAUGAAGCUUGAACUGGGUCAAGACAGUAUAGAGAUCUUAGAUAUGUCUGGUAGUGAAGUCAGUAAGAGUCAUGUACCUGAAAUAUCCAGCACUGAUGAAUCGUUUCCAUUGCAAGGUAAUGCCAUCAGCAAUCAUAGACUGCUGGGUUCAUCUAAUAUCUUAGAGGUUGGUGUUCUGAAUAGUGUGGUCCAAAAUGGAAGUGUGGCAGAUGCAAUAUUCAUGGAAACAAACCUUGCGAAACAAGAUGAAGUUCCAUCUAGAGGGUCCAUUGAGUUUGACUUGAAUACUUCUGAAGAGCAAGCUCGCUUAUUUGCUCAGGUCUCUGAUUCAGAUGAAGAAGUAACACUAAACAAUCAGGCGGAUGCACAGGACGGGACGACCAAUAGUGGCACUGAUAGAGUUAUUCUUCCCUUAGAAUCUUUCGCUGUUUAUGAAAACAAUGCUUCACUUCUAAGAGAUCAUGAGACAUUGCCUGAUGAUAAUCAUGAUGGAUCAACUGAUAGGGUUGCGGAUGACGCAAGUCUCCUUGCGGCGACCAAUGGUGUUCAAGCAAAGCAAGCUUCUUUACAUGAGCAUGAUGCAUCAACUAGAAGUGUAUUGAUUGACAAUGCUCAGAGCUUAGAUGGUCAGUUUAGUACUACUGUGUCUACUGAUCCUAUAAAUGGUUUUAAAUUGGAGACUGAAAUUGCAACCAAGACAGUUGAAACAUCUCAAGUACACAGGCUGCAAGAUGAGUUUGAGCAACCAUUAGUUGAUGCUAGCUAUGAUGGGCAAGAAAACUCUGAUAGCCCAGUUUCUCAUCCAGCAUUAGAUACAAAGGGGCUGUUGCACACAGAAGAUCAGCUCAAUGUGGUACAGGUAGAUGAAACUGAAUUCAAGAACUCAACAUCUGGGAUCACAAAGGAAGAGGUCCAUGCAGCCGAUUUCAGGCAUGAACAAGGAAUUAACACCACAAUGGCGAUCAGCAGGCAUGCACUUUGCCUCCUAACUUUGCGUUCCAUGCUUACUGUUUAUAAUUUCCUUCACUUGUCACAAAAGGCAGCAGUAUAUUAGGAGAACUUUAAAAGCUCAGCAGAAGAAAGAUGACAACCUAUUCUGGCUUGUCCUUAGGGCAUUUGUUGUUGCUAUAUCGAAAAUUUGGGCAAAAUGAACAGUGCAGAAAGGCACCUUACGUGGAACUGAAGAUCGAGUGUGAUACCUUUCCUACUGGAAAACGAGAAACCGGUCCAUGAAGUUCCAUUUAUCCCAUGCGAAUAUAGAUAUGCUCUGCAGUUUAGGUUAUUUUUUGGAGACAGUUGGUCUACUUUGUAGUCGCUUCCCACUGUAGAUGUAACAUUCAGUCAUCUUGUUCUGGUGUCAUCUGUGAAAUAUCUGCUACAAUGGAUGUCAUGUGUCUUUUGGUAAAAGGAGGAGGAUCUCUUUCACAGCGUGUUUGGUUUGAGGAAUGAUAUAGUCUAUCAUCUUUUCACUUUUCA